GUAUUCAAUCUUCGAAAUCAGGUAUUUUGGUUUGGAAGUGGCGAAAUCAAUAGAUUCGGCUUCGUCCUUCAUCGCAAUCUCUCGAAAUAGAUUUUUCUUCUAUAUGUAAAUCCGUUUGUUUAAAUCCAUUUCCAGGAGCCUUUGAUGAUACACAAAGCUAUGUCAAGUUAUUAUAAUCCAUCAGCAACAGCUUUAGUCUCUAUUGAUUCUGAUGAACAAAGAAGAAUCAAAUAUUUAGCAGAUUUGAACAUGAUUGCAACACAGAGACAUUCUUCUACAGAUGGUCCUAUGGCCAUUCUCUGGGAUAUGGAGAAUUGCCCUGUUCCUAGCGAUGUCCGUCCUGAAGAUGUAGCUAGUAACAUAAGAAUGGCUAUUCAGUUACAUCCUGUGAUAUCCGGUCCGGUUGUUAACUUCUCGGCUUACGGGGAUUUCAAUGGUUUCCCUCGUCGUGUUCGAGAAGGUUGUCAAAGAACCGGUGUGAGGCUUAUUGAUGUACCAAAUGGUAGGAAAGAUGCAUCUGAUAAAGCGAUUUUGAUUGAUAUGUUCUUGUUUGUACUUGAUAAUAAGCCGCCUGCGACUAUUAUUCUUGUAUCGGGAGAUGUUGAUUUCGCGCCUGCGCUUCAUAUAUUGGGUCAACGUGGGUACACUGUGAUUCUUGUUAUACCUUCUAGUGUGUAUGUGAAUUCAGCUUUGUCUAAUGCUGGUAGGUUUGUUUGGGAUUGGCAUAGUAUUGUUCACGGUGAAGGCUUUGUGCCGCUACGUAAACCUCGUGUUGUGCCAUAUCUUAUGGAGUGUAGUAUUAGUGAUAACAGUAACAUGGAUGGUAUGAAUGAAGAUGAAACAAUUCUCUAUAGAGGUAACUGUUAUGGUUACACAAGAGAGUCUUCCUUGAUGGUUUCGAAGUUUCAUAAUGAGUAUAGUAGCAGCGGAAUUUCGUGUUGGCCAUCUAAUUCAGGCGAGUCUUUGGCAUAUCCUCCUCCAGGUCACCUUGAGUCCACCAUGUGGGUAGCGCCGGGAGAUUUAAACGGUUUAAAGGGACAGCUCGUGAAGCUGCUAGAGCUCUCAGGUGGAUGCAUUCCUCUCAUGCGUAUUCCUUCUGAAUACCAAAGGAAUUUCAGUAAACCGCUUUUUGUAUCGGACUAUGGGGUGCACAAGCUUGUGGAUCUGUUCAAAAAGAUGAGUGAUGUGAUUGCAGUGGAUGGUAAAGGCAACAAGAGAAUUGUUUACCUUCGCAACUCGAAACCGAACAUCAUCUCUCCUUCACCCCCUGUGGUUCUACUGAGAAGAGAGAAGAAAGGAAAAGAGCCUAACGGGAAAACUACCAAUGGAGGAAUCUCCUCUGAUGAAUUCUCCGACACGGGCUCAGUUCAGAGCGAGAGGAACCUGGAAGAGUUCAAAUUCGAGCUACAAGACAUUUUGGUGAGCUAUUGUUGUCAGGUACAGAUGGAUUGUUUCGAGGCGAUAUACAAGCUAAGGUACAAGAGGCCAUUGCCCUACAAAAAGAUGGGCGUGAAUCACUUGGAACAGCUCUUUGACAAGUUCAGGGAUGUUGUUGCCAUAUAUGAAGAUCCAGCUACAGGGAGGAAACUCAUCAGCCCGGUUUAGGGGAGCCUAACUCAGAGUCAUAUAAGAUCAGACUUCAGACGGUGCGUUUGUGAGCCGUUUCUAUGCGUUCUCUAUCACUCACUGGGGACAAGCAAUGUAAGCUCCUUGCCUGAGAUGCUCUCAGUAUUAAUGUAUAUGCUCUCUACUCUUUACUUAGAACAAACUGUUUACACGGAAGCUUUGAUUCUGCAUUGCAAGCAUUUCACUUCUGUUACUUUCGAGAAAUUGGAAAGAAAGAAUUUAGCAUGCGGAGCGUUUCGAGCCUUUUACUGUGUUGUUCUCUAGUUGGGAAUAAGCCAGUAGUAUUAUUGUAAUAUUUGGCUGGUACACCACAAUCUCAUUCCUUUCUUUGUUUAAACAUUUAGAACGUUUUUAAGAGCUCUAUGUAAACUCAGUCCCUUCCUUUGUACUUCUAAUUCACGAAUACAUUUGAGUAAUAAACUCAUUAAGUUUUC
Arabidopsis arenosa is the source of this 2060-nucleotide messenger RNA. Lineage: Eukaryota; Viridiplantae; Streptophyta; Magnoliopsida; Brassicales; Brassicaceae. The record is from the annotation of a GenBank genome assembly.